This is a messenger RNA of Zingiber officinale, 1999 nucleotides long. RefSeq lists its product as uncharacterized. The transcript has 5 exons. Lineage: Eukaryota; Viridiplantae; Streptophyta; Magnoliopsida; Zingiberales; Zingiberaceae. The record is from RefSeq and is a predicted model, not a curated record. Bases 304 to 1764 code for a protein of 486 amino acids.
CAUUGGAGGUUUCCUUGUUUUCUUGGCUACUCAGCGCAAAGCUCUCGCCUCUCUCUCUCUCUGCUUCUCUGUCCCCGUUUCUGUGCGAUCCUUUGCAGGUUAAGCUCGUUUCCUGUCUCCUUUGAUCGGCCGUCAACCUCCGACAGGUUCGAUCUCGCGCCUGCUUCUUCGCUCCGAGGGUUGAUAGUCAAAGCUAUUGUCCUCUGCUUUUGCGACUUAGCCUUGUUGAUAGCAGAGACAGAUAAUACACAUUCUCUGUGCUUCGGUUCUUCAACAACUAGUGGAAGAAGCUUGACAAACCUGAUGGGUUCCAGAUUCCCAUCGCAUCAGCUUAGCAAUGGCUUGUAUGUUUCAGGUCGUCCUGAGCCACCGAAAGAGAAACCACCAACAAUGAGCUCCACAGCCAUGCCUUAUACAGGUGGUGAUAUAAAGAAGUCUGGAGAACUAGGGAAGAUGUUUGAUUUGCAUGUGGAGAAGUCCAGAAAAUCUGGACCUCUUAAUGCUUCUUCUAGGAACACAUCAUUUGGAGGUGCUACUUCUCAAUCUGGACCUAUCACAUCUAAUAACUCUGGCCGGUCUAGCUAUUCCGGUUCUCUAUCAACUGCAGUUCCAGGUUCUGGUCCUUCACUAAUCACUGGAAGCUCCAAUAGGCAGAAAUCUAACUCUGGGCCACUUAAACAUGGGGAUUCAAUGAAGAAAUCAUCUGGUCCUCAAUCUGGAGGAGUCACUCCAAUGGUUCGUCAAAGUUCGGGUCCAAUAGCACCAGUGCUUCCAACUACAGGGCUCAUCACGUCUGGACCAAUUUCAUCUGGACCUCUUAACUCAUCUGGUGCACCAAGAAAAGUAUCUGGUCCUCUGGAUUCAGCUGGUUCAAUGAAGCUACACAAUGCCUCUAUUGUUCAUAAUCAGGCAGUCACCAAACUAAGUGAGGAGGAUGACUAUUCUUUCAGUGAUGGUUUGCCUAAGGCAUUCUUGUGGUGUGUGGGUUUGUUGUUUGUGAUGGGGUUUAUUGCAGGCGGCUUCAUCCUUGGUGCUGUUCACAAUGCCAUUCUUCUCAUAGUCAUUCUGGUUAUAUUUGGAAUUGUUGCUGCACUUGCCAUUUGGAAUACUUGCUUUGGAAGGAGAGCAAUCACAGGAUUCAUUGCCCGUUAUCCUGAUGCUGAGCUGAGAAAUGCAAAAGAUGGCCAGUAUGUCAAGGUCACCGGGGUUGUUACAUGUGGAAAUGUCCCUCUUGAGUCAUCUUUCCACAAGGUUCCGAGAUGUGUGUACACAUCUACAAGCUUAUAUGAAUACAGAGGAUGGGAUUCAACGGCCGCCAACACCCAGCAUCGCCGUUUUACUUGGGGACUGAGAUCAUUGGAGAGGCACGUGGUUGACUUUUAUAUAUCAGAUUUCCAAUCUGGACUUAGAGCUCUGGUAAAAACUGGAAAUGGUGCUAGAGUAACACCAUAUGUCGACGAAUCUGUGGUCGUGGACAUCAAUGCAAACAACGACCUGUCUCCGGAAUUUCUCAGAUGGCUGCGGGAAAGAAACCUCUCUGCGGAUGAUCGGGUGAUGCGACUGAAGGAAGGCUACAUCAAAGAGGGAAGCACUGUCAGUGUGAUGGGGAUCGUCCAAAGGAAUGAAAAUGUGCUGAUGAUAGUUCCAUCGUCGGAGCCCUUCUCUACUGGAUGCCAGUGGGCUCGAUGUAUACUCCCCACGAGCCUCGAAGGGAUCGUGUUGAGAUGCGAGGACACUUCGAAGACCGAUAUCAUUCCCGUCUAGGACAUCGAUCGAGUUUGUUAGAUCGAAUUGACAUCUAAUUAUAUAUGUCAACUCCAUAGUUUGCUGGCUGUUGGCGUUUCAUGAUGGAUUCGAAGAGUUUGCUCUUGGGGAAUUCGAUUGUAUAGCUCUAUGUUUUUCCCGUCUUGUUUGUAAAGCUUGAAUAUUUUUUUUGUAACAAGGUGGCUUGCUACUAAAUUUGGGAUCUUUAAUGGUGCGUAGAAGGAGAUUGUGAUGA